GGGCCGCCCACGAGACCCUGGGCCGGUGCCGGGCACAGCUGCCUGUCCGCGUUUGCCUGUCGGUCUCUGUGUCUGUCUCUCUGUCUAUCUGGCUGUCUCCGAGCCUGCCUCCACUUUUAAAACUAAGCAGUCCGGACGCCGACAUCCCUUGGACCCCUGCCCCUGUCCCAUGGCAGGCUACUUGCCCCCUAAAGGCUAUGCCCCUUCGCCUCCACCUCCCUACCCUGUGAACGCCGGGUACCCAGAGCCGGCGCUGCAUCCUGGGCCCGGGCAGGCGCCGGUGCCCGCCCAAGUGCCGGUGCCCGCCCAAGUGCCCAGCCCUGCUCCAGGCUUCGCUCUCUUCCCCUCGCCCGGCCCUGUGGCCCCUGGGGCUGCUGCCCCCUUCUUGCCACUGCCAGGGGUGCCUUCUGGCCUCGAAUUCCUGGUGCAGAUCGACCAGAUCUUGAUUCAUCAGAAGGUUGAGCGAGUGGAAGCUCUCCUAGGCUGGGAAGCUUGUAACCAGUACGAACUGCGCUCCGGGGCAGGGCAGCCCCUGGGCCAGGCGGCCGAGGACAGCAACUGCUGCGCCCGCCUGUGCUGUGGCGCCCGCCGGCCUCUGCGUGUCCGCCUGGUGGACCCUGGGGACCGUGAAGUGCUCCGCCUGCUCCGCCCUCUCCACUGUGGCUGCAGCUGCUGCCCCUGCGGCCUCCAGGAGAUGGAAGUACAGGCUCCACCAGGCACCACCAUUGGCCACGUGCUACAGACUUGGCAUCCCUUCCUCCCCAAGUUCUCCAUCCAGGAUGCGGAUCGUCAGACAGUCCUGCGAGUGGUGGGGCCCUGCUGGACCUGUGGCUGUGGCACAGACACUAACUUUGAGGUGAAAACCCGGGAUGAGUCUCGCAGUGUGGGCCGCAUCAGCAAGCAGUGGGGCGGCUUGCUCCGAGAGACUCUCACGGAUGCGGAUGACUUCGGCCUACAGUUCCCGAUGGAUCUGGAUGUGAAGGCGAAGGCUGUGCUGCUGGGAGCCACUUUCCUCAUUGACUACAUGUUCUUCGAGAAGCAAGGCGGUGCUGGGCCCUCUGCCAUCACCAGCUAG
This is a messenger RNA of Orycteropus afer afer, 1075 nucleotides long. RefSeq names its product phospholipid scramblase 3 (gene PLSCR3). Gene Ontology annotation, cellular component: plasma membrane. Gene Ontology annotation, molecular function: phospholipid scramblase activity. The record is from RefSeq and is a predicted model, not a curated record. Gene Ontology annotation, biological process: plasma membrane phospholipid scrambling. Lineage: Eukaryota; Metazoa; Chordata; Mammalia; Tubulidentata; Orycteropodidae.